GUUGCUCUCUCUCUGUUCAGUAUAGUCAUCAGGUUGAGGGGUAGAAGGGGGAAUGCAUGGCAGAGACUGAGGGUCUUACUGAGUGUGGGAGAUGAGAGUGUGAGGGGUUUUUAGGAAGAAGAGUGUGAGGGGAUUACAGGAAGACGAGUGUGGGGCAAGAGAGUGUGUGUAUAUGUGAGUGAGGGUAGUGUGUUUGUGUGUGUGUGAGUGAGUGUCCGUGGGGGUGAGCUGCUCGCGUGUCACAUUCCAGCUUCCAGGGAUCGACCCCUGUCUACCGGGAGACGGACCUGGAAAAAUGUGAAAAAUCAUUAUUGGAAAACUGUGAUUGUAAAACCUCUGUAAACCUGUAUCUCUCUGUGACUUUGAUAUGUUGCUGGUCUCGCUCGGAAAAUACUAAUCUGUUGAAGGAGGGAUUCUCUCUACUCUCCACUUCCUCUGUUUCUGCUGCUGGGUCUCUGGGCUUUGGAUAUUGGUUUCACUGGUGCCGCACUUACCACGGCUCAAAAACAGGACGGGAGGAGAAAAAAGAAGAGGGCAGAUGAAGAAAGGAGAACAUGAAAUGUAAAAAAUGUUUCAAUGGAAUGGAUUAAUAAUCUGGAUCAUGGAUGUCAGCCUUCAAGGAUUGUUUCACUGACAGUCAACUAAACUCAGUCUGCGUUCCAGAGGUGGGACCAACCAAGUCAUUGUUUUACAAGUCACAAACUCGUCAGACAGACCCACCAUCAUCCAGAGUCAUCAGUGUUUGAGACGGGGUUCGUCGCUUGCUCAAUGUUUUUGGACACUUUUAUCUAACAUGUGGCUAACGAGGAGAUACCAGGAUAGGGACAUUUCUCAGACUUUCUGGUAAAUCAUGCAAUAAUUAUGAGAUCAAUUAAAAUGAUCUUACUUUGUCACUCACUACUCUCCUUCCCUCCCUCUCUCCCUCCCCCCAUAUUUGAAGCCUACAGUGACAGAGAAGACUGCUGUGCUGUUCUCAGCUGAGGAAAGGAGAGAAUUCAGUUCAGACUUUAUGGAAGGGGGUAGCCAGAAGACCUGAUGAUGCCCUAAGGGUUCAAAUUUUGUUUCCAUAAAACCAUAUAGGAUUAAAGACCAGAGUCAGCCGAGUCUGACUUAUAGACAGAAGAUACUAGCCUAGACCAGAGAGGCCAAAGACACAGUUAGUGGCAUCAUCAUGAAUGCCCCGCCCACAGGAAGUCCCAGCCCAAAUAUGGAGGUGAAGGUGGUCUCCCAGGAGAUGGCGUUGUUUAGCAACGCCCUGGCGGCCUACACCUUCAUAGCAGACCAGCCGGAGCGAGCAGCUCUUGUGUUUGUUAGUGGUGUGUGUGUGGGUCUCCUUCUCACCCUCUGUGCCCUGGUGGUGCAGAUACACUGUCGCACCGACUGUCACUACAGUAACCGACGGCGACAUCACCAUCAGCAUAGAAACAGGACUCACCACCAUCACCAUGGGGACCAUCACUGUCACCACCACCACCAACCUGGCAACCCUAACACAGGCAACCCUGGCGUAACCACGGAGACGAGUGAAGAAAGCGACUCAGAGGACUGGGACGACAGGAACUCUGACCUUACGGCUCGACGACGAAGGCGAUUUGAGAGAACGCUGCUGCAAACCAGCGUUUUCACCUCCGCAGAAGAGUUGGAGCGAGCUCAGAGGGUUGAGGAGCGAGAGAGGAUCAUGCGAGAGAUCUGGAUGAAUGGACAGCCUGAUGUCAACACUGUCACACGCAGCCUCAACAGAUACUACUAACAGGAAUGGAGAAAGAGAGGAAGAGAGAGAGACAAAGAGAGUGAUGGAUACACAUAAGGAUGGAAGAAGAGAAAAAGAAAGGAUAGGGAAAUGAUGCAAUUUUAGACAAUGUCGCAUUGGGUGCGUGAAGCCUACAAAUCAAAUAUUAUUGGACACAUAGACAUAUUUAGCAGAUGUUAUUGCGGGUGUAGCGAAAUGCUUGUGUUCAGUAGUUGUGGAUAGAGACAAAUGGGAAUGGAUGAGGGAGAGGACAAUGACCUCCAUCCAGUCCCUCUGACACUGGGCACAGAACCAUGAGGUUUAGGGUGUGUCUGGCGCAGUGAUGUAGUGGUAAAGAAAUAGGUGGGUACACGCUUGAUUGCCUUCGCAGUGAGUGAAGUAACGUUCCUUAUACUUUCAAUGCAUUUUCCACAAAAAUUGUGCAAACAUAAAAAAGGUGUGUGAGCAGCUUUUACGUGCAUUUACCCUCCACUACACCACUGGUCUGACAUGACACCAGGCUUACGCCAAUCUAAGGCUCUUGGAAGCUGUGAUGGGGAGGGAGAAAGUGCACACUUCACACUAGAGGAAAGAAGUAGGUCAUGAGAAUGCAGCAGCCUAAUCGUUGCCCAGGGUGGUUCCUCUGGAGUCAGCCCCCGCCCGAGACCUGAGGUGGAUGUUGUCAUCAACCUGUGUGUAAACUGUGACCUUCCUGACGCCAUCACCGUUGACAGCGGCCCACGUUUAGCCAGGAAAUCUCUGUUUUCCUGGCUAAACGUUCUGUUUUUUGUCCUUCGUUCCAGACAGGUGCUGACUUACACAGCACAGUUCACUACAAGGACAAGGACCGCAGAGAAGACCUGUGAACUGGAAUGACAUGUUUUUGCCUUCACUCAAUCUUAAUGUGUAUUUAAUUGAUUCACUGUUGUACUUUGUGGAUUCAUUCCUUUUUAUAAAAUAGCAACACUUUCUUAGUUUGUCUCAGGGACGCUUUGAAAGGUUGUCGUUGGGGAAAUGUUUGCAUUUUGAAGAUGAUGCAACAAUCCUUCCUUAGGGAGACGGUGACUAUAAAACUGCGUCAGUUUGGUUUGUCAGCAGGAGUGUGCAUUCGUUAGGUAAUUAGCACGGCCGUGUGCCUUAAACGUAGUCACGGCAGACAGAGGCACUGCUCCAAUUCAGUCAGCUCCUGAACAGUGCCCUUCAGACAACAAGUGCAAUACAGUCCCCGUACAGCCCUAAAAGAAGCCACCACCAUAUUGCUAACACCUAUCUUUUCCCUUCAGAUGUGAAACACUGAAGAGGUAGCUAGAGUCUCUACAAUACGUGUUGCUUUUGGAGUGAAGCUGGGUGGUGGAACACUAUGAUGUUUUUAAUCGGGUAAAUGGCGCAACACAACAGUGUUAUUAUCUCUGCAGUGUUUCUGGGUGUUUCCCCUAGCUUGUCGUCUAUAUUUGAAAAGCUGUCUGUGACGUGAAAAGUCUGUCUGAGAGAGAGGUUCUGUAUGCAUCCUUCCUUCCGCUCUUCCUUGAGGGAAUCGCAGGUCUGAGAGAGGUGUCUAGGUGAAAACAGUCUCGUUCUCACUUAUCCAGUCCAUACAGAUCAGUGAUUUCCUCAAGGAAGGGAGAAAAGACAGGAAAUAAAUAUUGCAUUGAAGGAUACUUUCAUUUAGUACUCAAACAGGGACAGUGAAUGACUGAGACUAACACACAGACCUUUUAUUGAAUAAUAAAACCCUUUGGAAACAAA
Oncorhynchus mykiss (rainbow trout) is the source of this 3475-nucleotide messenger RNA. The record is from RefSeq and is a predicted model, not a curated record. Lineage: Eukaryota; Metazoa; Chordata; Actinopteri; Salmoniformes; Salmonidae.